Molecule: messenger RNA, 1659 nt
Organism: Mercurialis annua (annual mercury)
Lineage: Eukaryota; Viridiplantae; Streptophyta; Magnoliopsida; Malpighiales; Euphorbiaceae
Exons: 2
Coding region: 1-1659 (552 amino acids)
Biological process (GO): DNA integration
Molecular function (GO): nucleic acid binding
Source: RefSeq, a predicted model, not a curated record
AUGCCAACGUCAUCUGGGAUAGUAGUGGUCAGAGGAGACCAGGAGAUGGCCAAGGAAUGCUGCUUGGUAACAACAAAGGAAGAUGAGAGUUUGACUAUUGAGGCGUUCCCAGGAGACGCAGUAGAAGAGGAGGAGUCACAAGGAGCAGAACCAGUAGGCGUCAUGAAAGAGCUUCACCUAACUGAGACCAAGAUGGUCAAAGUAGGCACAGAGGUACCGGAAAAGGUAGCACAGGAAAUAACAGAGAUACUGAAAAAGAACGUGGAGUCUUUCGCCACUGAACCAACGGAGAUCGUGGGAAUCAAUCCCAAAGUAGCGUCGCACAAGCUGAACGUGAUCCCAGGCAGCGUACCCAAAGUCCAAAAGAAGAGGAGGUUCACUGAGGAGAGGCAGAAGAUAAUCGCAGACGAAGUAAACAUUUUGGAGGCAGCAGAUUUUAUCCACGAAGUUUUCUACCCUGAAUGGGUGGCAAACAUCGUCCUAGUAAAGAAGGCAAACGGGAAGUACAGGAUGUGUGUCGAUUUCACAGACUUGAACAAGGCCUGCCCAAAGGACAGCUAUCCGCUCCCCAACAUAGACCAGUUAGUGGACUCAACAGCUUGCUAUCUCCUAUAUAGCUUCGUAGACGCAGCGCAAGGGUAUCAUCAAAUACCGAUGGAGGAGAAGGAUCAAGAGAAAACAUCAUUCGUCACAGACCGAGGGACAUACUGUUACAAAGUCAUGCCGUUUGGAUUAAAGAACGCAGGAGCCACCUAUCAACGUCUGGUCAACUUUAUGUUCCAAGACCAGCUGGGGAGGAAUGUAGAAGCCUACGUGGAUGACAUAAUUGUGAAAAGCCAGCUAUACGCAUCACUCCAAAUGAAGGAGGAGCGGUUAACACCAACAGUAGAAGAGCAGCAGGUGUUACCAGUCGCAGUCCUAGAUCCAUGGAUGCAACCCAUAGUGGCAUAUUUAGCAGACGGAGUCCUACCUGAAGGACGUACCGAAGCGGCUAAGCUAGUUCGAAUUUCCUCCGUCUAUUCAAUAAUAGAAGGAGCACUGUACCGGACCUCAGUAACACACCCAUGGUUUAAAUGCAUAUCACUAGAAGAAGGAAGCUACGUCCUUCGGGAAAUCCAUGAAGGAGAAUGCGGAGCUCAUGAGGGCGCAGUAACUCUAUACAGAAAAGCAAUGUUACAGGGAUUUUAUUGGCCCACGAUGAAAAAAGACGCUGAAGAAAUGGUCAAGAAGUGCGAUAAAUGCCAGAAAUUUGGGUCGCUCAUCAGAACCCCAGCCGCUCACCAGUCAACUAUUGGAAGCCCUUGGCCCUUCAUGAUCUGGGGAGUAGACAUACUGGGACCCUUUGCCCCAGCGAGAGGACAAGUAAAGUUUAUAGUAGUCGCGGUCGACCAUUUCACCAAGUGGAUAGAGGUACAACCCAUGAGCACCAUAACAAGUAAGAAAAUCCAGAAGUGGUUAUCAAACGAAGUCAUGAGCAGGUUCGGCACUCCACAUGCCCUAGUCACAGACAACGGGAAGCAAUUUGACUGCGCCAGCUUCAGAGAUUUCUGCACUGAGCUAGGAAUUCUUUUAAAAUUCUCCUCAGUAGCACACCCGCAAACCAACGGACUAACAGAAGUCACCAACCGCACCAUCCUUUCUGGAAUAAAGAGAGGCUAG